CGCGUCACUGCGGCUGCCAUCCUGCCCUUGACCUACAGUCUUCACUGUCACAGUAUCCCUUCACUUCAUUGAGUGCGAUGACGACGCAUAUUGGUAUCCUUCCAGCAGAUAUAUUACAAGCUAUAGCUCUGGGCGGCCCAAGUGACAGCAUACUCCCUCCAAGCCGUUUCAUUCGUCUGCUACAUCCAAGAACUGGGUUGCCUUGUCUUUUUCUCUCUUACAACCAAUCACCGCAGGCAACACAAAUCCUUGAAGUGCAAGGUGUUUCACCUAUAAACGCUCGUUCGUGGACCUUGGGUGAGGAAGUUAUAUCAGAUGGAAAGCUGUUAAUCCUGACACCCAUCGACCCAGCGUUCUUAUUGAUACCAAUUCUGAAAUCUACGAUGCCUACCGAUGGUACGUCUGGCAGCUUUCGCCCCGCUGACGAUAUAUUCGAAGACGCGAUAUCCAAGCUAUCUGGAGAGUCAAACGACGUUGUUCCAGUCGUUGAUAUCACAUCGUUUGUGGAGAUGGAUUGUGCUAGGAGAGCUCUUCGACGUGUCUGCGAAAUGAAAGAAGUGGCCUCAAAUAUUACAGUUUACAGAUUUUCAUCUGCCAAGGUUGUCGACUAUGUCCGCAAGAAGGUAGACCACAUGUCUUCUUUCCCGGUGAUUGAGAUGUCUCGCAGUAUCACCAGAAAUUUAGCUAAAGAUGGGCUCUUCGACGAUGGAAGAGAAGUGUUGCUAGCAGCGGCCAAGAUGAAAAUCGCCUGUGACCUCAUCUGUCAGUAUCUGCCACCGCCCGAGUCUGCGUCUCUUCUAGCAUCCUACGAUUUCGCUGACCUUACUGCCUUCAUGAAGCAGCUAGAAGAGGAAAACUUGACGACGAUAGCCAACUCGGGAAAGGGCACAAAAACCCUAAAAGAAACUAAUGGUGACAAGAAACGUAAAAUAACUAAGGGUUCUCAGGGAGUGGAGAAACUAAAGAAAGCAAAUGUGAAAGGAAUGGCUAAGCUAUCAACUUUUUUUUUACAAAAAAAGCUAUAGCAUGAUUGCAAAUCAGGAUCUCGGUACAGCGUCCUUCCAUGAGGCCAUUUGUAUUGAUAUAAUGAUACUACAGACUCCAUCUUCGUUGAAUAACUUAAAUACUACAGAUAAUGGACCGAGCGAUAGAAGGCAAGCGGGGGCCAUCA
Messenger RNA from Guyanagaster necrorhizus, 1171 nucleotides. RefSeq lists its product as uncharacterized. The record is from RefSeq and is a predicted model, not a curated record. Gene Ontology annotation, biological process: RNA catabolic process. Gene Ontology annotation, cellular component: nucleoplasm; ribonuclease H2 complex. The transcript is spliced from 8 exons. Bases 78 to 1025 code for a protein of 315 amino acids. Lineage: Eukaryota; Fungi; Basidiomycota; Agaricomycetes; Agaricales; Physalacriaceae.